This is a messenger RNA of Nerophis lumbriciformis (worm pipefish), 588 nucleotides long. The record is from RefSeq and is a predicted model, not a curated record. Lineage: Eukaryota; Metazoa; Chordata; Actinopteri; Syngnathiformes; Syngnathidae.
AUGGCGCUGGCUUGUUUGCGACGAAGCUUGUUGACGUUUUUGUUGUUUUUCUCGUGUUUUGUCUCAUUUUAUCGGACGCUCGUCACGGCGGAGGAAGUCGACAGCUGUGAGCACCUGAGACUCGGCCAGUAUUUGUGUCGAGAGCCAAAGAUCGACGAUAACACGCAGGAGCCGGAAAACUGCCGAGAUGCCGUCGCACGGGUGGAGUGUCUCCCGGCGCCAAACGUGACCUGCCGGCUUUCCAACGGCACGGAAUUCCGCUUCAGUGGCGAGGAGGUGGGAUUUCAUCAAACUGUUCCCUGUAGGAACGUGAGCGGCUACUCGUACAAGGUGGCGGUGGCGCUGUCGCUGUUCCUGGGCUGGCUGGGCGCCGACCGCUUCUACCUGGGCUACCCGGCCCUCGGCGUGCUCAAGUUCUGCACCGUGGGCUUCUGCGGCAUCGGGACGCUGCUGGACUUUGUCCUCAUCGCCAUGCAGAUGGUGGGCCCGUCGGACGGCUCCGACUACAUCGUGGACUACUACGGCGCCCGCCUCAGCCGCCUGGCCAUCACCGAGGACACCUACAGGAAGCCCCACCUCUCCCUCUGA